Messenger RNA from Paraphaeosphaeria sporulosa, 1323 nucleotides. RefSeq lists its product as uncharacterized. Gene Ontology annotation, cellular component: vacuolar membrane. Bases 1 to 1323 code for a protein of 440 amino acids. The transcript has 3 exons. Lineage: Eukaryota; Fungi; Ascomycota; Dothideomycetes; Pleosporales; Didymosphaeriaceae. Gene Ontology annotation, molecular function: amino acid transmembrane transporter activity. Gene Ontology annotation, biological process: amino acid transmembrane transport. The record is from RefSeq and is a predicted model, not a curated record.
AUGGUCGCUACGCAAGAUGCGGUCUUCGGUGAGCUCACAGAGGAGGGUCCCAACUACCGAGCAGUCGGAUGGAAAGGUGCGGUUGUGCUGAUGCUCAAGACCCAAAUCGGUUUGGGUGUGCUAUCCAUCCCCGAGGUCUUUGAUGUUCUUGGUCUCAUUCCCGGUGUCAUCUGCCUGGUUGCUAUUGCGAUCUGCACCUCCUGGUCGGGUUACAUCGUAGGUGUAUUCAAGGUUCGCCAUCCCGAUGUGUACGGCCUCGAUGACGUCGGUCGCAAAAUCCUCGGUCGCUUCGGCUACGAGUCAUUCGGCAUCGCGUUCGCGCUCUUCUGCAUCUUCGUCGCCGGUUCCGGUAUUCUCGGCAUCGCGACCGAUCUCAAUGCGCUUUCCAGCCAUGGCGCCUGCACGGCCAUUUUCGUUGCGGUCGCCGCCGUUGUCGGUUUCUCCCUCGGUAGCAUCCAGACCCUGGGCAGGAUCUCAUGGUUGGCAUGGGUCGGAACUAUCAGCAUUUUGGUCUCGAUCCUGAUCCUGACCGUCUCCGUUGGUGUUCAAGAUCGCCCGUCCGCCGCUCCGCUUGAGGGAGAGUUCAAGUCGAACUACAAGCUCUUUGGCAGCCCUGAUGCCGCCGGCGCUUUUGCCGCGCUUUCGUCCAUCGUCUUCGCCUACGCCGGCGUACCCGCAUACUUCAACAUCGUCUCUGAGAUGCGCGAUCCUCGUGACUUUACCAAGUCGCUCAUCUACUGCCAGACCAUCAUGUCGGCUGUAUACAUUGCCAUCGGUGUGGUUGUGUACUACUACUGUGGUUCUUACGUCGCAUCGCCUGCGCUUGGAUCUGCGGGUCCCUUGAUGAAGAAGGUCUGCUACGGAAUCGCCCUGCCUGGUCUGAUUGUCAGCACCACUAUGUACAUCCACUUUGCCGCAAAGUACUUCUUCAUCCGAUUCCUGCGCGGCACGUCUCACCUUGCCCGCAACACCAAGAUCCAUUGGAUGACAUGGUUUGGCUGCACUGGCAGCGUAGCCGGCAUUGCCUACAUCAUCGCGAGCGCCAUUCCCGUCUUCGGCGGUCUCGUUUCCCUCGUCGGCGCGCUUCUCGGCACCCUCAUCUGCUUCCAGCCCAUGGGUGGCAUGUGGCUGUACGACCACUGGAACAAGCCCAGGUCCGCCAAGUGGAUGCUGAUGGUGUUCUGGUGCUUCUUCAUCAUCAUCUCGGGUACUUUCCUCAUGGUCUCUGGAACAUAUGGAUCCGUGGUCGGCAUCAUUGAUAGCUACAACAAGUCUGGAGGUUCCGCGGCCUGGAGCUGCGCGGAUAACUCCAACUCUUCCUAG